CUAUACGAUGGUUAAAAUAGAAUUGGAUGACAAAAGGAUUUGGUGUCGACAUAUUGACCACAUCAUACGAAGGACCGUCUCAGGAAAUGAUGAUGAGUAUGACCCCCUCCUCAGCAAUGCCUUGGAAUUUGAAGAGUCACGGUUCUGAUACUGAUAAUCCUCCAAAUAAUAAAGAAGUCCCAAUCAAUGAUGAAGUGGACUCAACUGAUAAUGAAGAGCUCCCAAGGGAAGCAACCCCAGAACAAAUCGAUACAGGUCAAACAGAUGGAGUACGAGAAACUUGUCACUCUACAAGGACUAGACCCCCUAUUAAUAGCUCCAAAUGGUUGCCAGUUAUGAGGAGAGAUGAUGGAGAGAUUGAGUCCUUUUCAUUUGAUAUUAGUAAAUGUGAUCAUGUGGAUAUAGCUAACUCACUGUGGGGACUAUCAACAAAUGGAGUUUUGCAGGAUUGCAAUUAA
Messenger RNA from Amphimedon queenslandica, 458 nucleotides. RefSeq lists its product as uncharacterized. NCBI's taxonomy places the organism in Eukaryota, Metazoa, Porifera, Demospongiae, Haplosclerida, Niphatidae. The transcript has 2 exons. Bases 27 to 458 code for a protein of 143 amino acids. The record is from RefSeq and is a predicted model, not a curated record.